Aaosphaeria arxii CBS 175.79 is the source of this 520-nucleotide messenger RNA. RefSeq lists its product as uncharacterized. The record is from RefSeq and is a predicted model, not a curated record. Bases 131 to 337 code for a protein of 68 amino acids. The transcript has a single exon. Lineage: Eukaryota; Fungi; Ascomycota; Dothideomycetes; Pleosporales.
CGACGGCGCUGGAAUGUCCGCUUGGUGGCUGGACUUGAGGGAGUAGUGGAUUCUUUAUUUUGACUUCUAGGACCUGCAUGGUUUCUAUUGUCUUAAUUUCUUCAGAAACCCCAAACGCGAAAGGUCGUGCAUGUCUGCCAGGUGGUACAUGAUGAGAUCGAAAUCCCGUACUGCUUGCUGCUGUGGCACAACAUCACGUCACGAUGACUGCAAAAAGCGGGUUUUCAUGUGCACAGCAAGGCAAUAUACGGCGGUGGUGGUCUAUUCCGAUGCAUCUACGCUAUAUGCUAUAUGUGCGGGUUUCUGCCUUACUGAUAUAGACUGGUGGGAUGGGUAGGUAGGUGCUGGUUGUUCGAUCCCAAAAGGCGCCAGAUAUAGAUGUCUGCAAGUGAAGCGAGAAGAGAGAUGGGGAAAAUGAGGGAAAAAAGGAAGGAAAAGAUCGGGUGUUACGCCAUCUACAUCGUCGGCUGCCCGUCUAUCCAUACCGUCGUUACUUCUUCUCCUCGAGAGCCCGUUUAAU